This is a messenger RNA of Perkinsus marinus ATCC 50983, 354 nucleotides long. RefSeq lists its product as hypothetical. The record is from RefSeq and is a predicted model, not a curated record. Bases 1 to 354 code for a protein of 117 amino acids. NCBI's taxonomy places the organism in Eukaryota, Perkinsozoa, Perkinsida, Perkinsidae. The transcript is spliced from 2 exons.
AUGGCGGAUACCUUAGCUAGGGAAACGGAGGCCUUCCGUGCAGUCUUCCCGGUCAGCUGCCCAACGGUUCUACGUGACGCCCUCAUCGACAGGCUACUCGCACUCGGUGUAGGUAUCGCUGACCUCUCGACCUUGGUCUCAAAGCCGGAUAUGCUGAAGAACACAAUUGUUGGUGUCCUUUGCCCUAUUGGUGAAAAAGAAACGGCAGAUCAGAGGCAACUCCGUUUGAUUCGUGGUUUGAGGAUCGAAUCCGCUUUACAAGGUGCUGCUAAGGCUUUCUCCAACAAGCACGGCCCUGCCGCUCAAGCCUUGAGCCUCAAGGUCAACUCGAGCUACUGUAAAACUGCUGAGUGA